AAAAAAAAAAGAAAAGAAAAAAAGAGCUGUAGACCACAAAUGACCCACAAGUCGCACUUUAGACAGCGCUGGUUUAUAUACUCUGUUUACAGAUCAAAGCAAAUCGUGAUUAUUCUACUUUGAAACUAUAAUUUGGAAGAUUAUUUGUUCUAUGACUUAAAACGACAAGUUCAUUUGGAUAAUUUGAGAAAGAAAAGGCAAUUGAAAACAAAAACACAAUCGUAUUGCGUCUUUAAAGCUUUGGCAAACUGAUCAAACAAAACAAGGUCCUCUUCUAUUUUAACUCGCCUGGUCAACCUUAAGAAACGUGGGCUGGCCCAAAACGCUUUAACCAAUGAACGUCCGCCCUUAUAUUUAAACAGCGCCCGUGUGUCAAUCAUUCUUCUUGGCCCCGCCUUCCUUUCCAACUACCUCAGUCAAGCUUUCAAACUCAAAAGUGUUUCUACCCAAUCGCCAUAUUGGCUACGGGGAAGGACCUCUGUGUGGUGUCUCUCCUGUUUUUUGGCGGACCCAGAGUGACGAGAAGCGGCUGUAGGUUACACUCAGGCGACCCUUCUGGAUCUACCGCGGUUGUUGACAUUCGCAUGGCAUAAAAGUGCUUUUUCGCCCCGACGUCGUAUUUUUUUUUCUUUUCGGAUCUUACCCAGCAAGGAGGAUAGUCGUUUGGUUUGUUUUUUAUCCAAAAAAACUGGACGCUCCAGGCUGUUUUGUGUCGUUUUCCCGUGCCUUGUUGGUGGUGGAGGGGGGAUAAAAAAUGUCAGAUGUUCGACUAUCCAGCGGGAGCCCGACGUUGGAGCGGGGCGAGCCGCGUGUACCGCAACACCCGAAGCCUUCAGCUUGCCGGAGCCUCUUCGGCUCAGUGGACCACGACGAGCUCAGGCGGGAUUUAAAGGGACACCUCUGGGAUCUGGAGCAGGCCGCCGCCGCGAAGUGGGGCUUCGACUUCGCGGCGCACAGUCCGCUAGACAACGGAGGGAUCCGCUGGGAGCCGGUGGACUAUCGCGACGUGCCGGAUUUUUACACUCGGCCGCCGCGGACGAGUAACCGCGUAGAUCUGAACGGGAAUCAUAGCUGUGUUGCGGGGGCCACCACCGCCAUCGCCGGUGGGCCGACGGAGUGCUCGGAGCAGUGCACCGCCGUGAGGAAGAGACCUGCCUGUCACGAGACCUCAACCCCAAGCAAGAGGUCGCACAGCAGUCCGGGUGAGGUCGCUUUCCCGAGCCGGAGUCGCUCGGCCGAACACACGCCCAGAAAGCGCAGCGGCAGCCCGGGGAGGCAAACGUGAGACGAGCUGAAGAUGCAUUUCCUACAUUGGGAACCCCUCCAGUGUUGGUCAACUUUUGAUUUUAUUUGGACUUUUUUUUUGUUUUUUAGACACUUUUUGUUUGAUUUGAUCUCGUUUUGGAAGAAGAGGAAGUACACAUCAUCUUAUGACAAACAUAUCAGCUCUCCUUCGCAGACGCUGUUGAAGCACUGAAUAAGAAAACACUAACAAAAAACAAUUUUGGCACUCAAAAUGUUCUUUCAAGUUACUGCCUCUGAAAGCAGUGGAUGUAGCAGUGUGCAAUUAGGUUCUUUUCAUUUGCUCCUUUUUGUACUACCUGUGUGUGUUUGUAUAUAGAAAUUUCUAUUUCUCUCCAUAUGUAGCACAUAAGAAAGCAUUGUGAUUUGCAAAACAAAUCCUUUAUACUUAUAUAUUAUAUUAUUUUUAAGAAAAAAAUAAGGUGUGAAUUUUGAUUUGACUUGAAGAAUUGCAGUGUAGUUUGGUUCCAAAAUGCUGUGCUGUUUUUAAUUGUAUUCUCUUCUUUACUGAAAAGGCAGUUUUGACACAAUUUAAAACAGGGGUGCCCAAAGUGCGGCCCGGGGGCCAUUUGUGUAGGGCAGCUUUUUUUCUUUUUCUUUUUUUUUUUUUUUUUUGCGAUUUGGAUAUUCUGGGGGAAAUGGUGAAAUGUAUGUCCAUUUUUUGCAUGUUUUUUUUCCUACGCAUUCUAAAAAUGCAAUCACAUAAGAAUAUAUUUAAAAAUGUGGAAACGGAGCAAACAAAAAGCAGCAUGUAUCAACAUGUAUUUGUGCAUUUAUUUUGCAAAUUCUAAAAAUACCAUUACCAAAAAAUAUAUUAAAAAUGGGGGGGGGGGGGGAAGCAAAAAGGCCAAUGGAAAUACAUUAUCCCAAUUUUUUGUGCAUAUUGUAAAAAUGCAAUUACAAAAAAAAUAUACAAAAAAAUGCAAUUAUCAUUAAUAUUUAUUAAUACAUAAAACGUGGGGAAAGGAGCAAAAAGGCCAAUGGAAAAACAUGUAUCGCCCAUUUUUUUGUAAGUAUCAAUUUAUUUGCCAUUUUUUUAAUUCUAAAAAUGCUAUUAUAAAAAAAAGUGGGGGGGACUUCCAUUUUUAUGCAUGUUUGUUUUGCAUAUUCUGCAAUAACAAAAAUAACAAGCAAAUUAAUGCAAUUACAAACAAAUAUAUAAAAAUUGUCCGUAAAGGAGCAAAACGGCCAAUGGAAAAAAUAUCUUCUUUUUUUUUUUUUUUUUUGCUUGUCAGUAUUAGGGUUGGGGGUACAGUUUGGGUUUAGGUUGUGUUAAAACAGCGGUGUACAAAAUUGCAGCCCACUACUCAGUUUUUAUUGUCCGGAGUCAAGAGCACAAAAUCCAAUGGAAAAACAUGUAUCUCCAUUUUCUUUUUUUUCUUUUUAUUUUUGGCAUGUAUCCAUAUUUUUGCAGUUUUUUUUUCUUUUUGCAAAUUCUAAAAAUGCAUUGACAAAAAAAUAUAUUUAAAAAAACAGAGCAAAAAACCAAUGCAAAACAUGUAUCUCCAUUAGUGUUAGUCUUUUUUUACAAAGCGAAAAAUCCAAAUGCCUUGGUGGACAAACUUCGGACACCCCUGAUUUACAACAAUAUACAUAUGUAUGUUUAAAAAAAUAUAUAUAUAUUUUUUAGUAUUUUAGCCUCAGUUCCUCAACAGUGUAUCUUCACUCCUUCACCCUUCCAAACUCACGCAGUGAAGAACGGUACAAAAAUGUAGCGAUUUUUAUGUUCCCCUCUGAGGACAAAAAACCCCACGUAUUUUAUUUUAUUGCAGAUCACCCUGUGGUUUGACACACUUGGAUUUAUUUUCCCUUACUGUGUCCCUUGCACACCUCAUAGGUGUGAUUGAGUACUUUUUGUAUUUAUUUUUUUUUUUAAGUUGAAGGGCAAAAAUGAAUGGCGCUUAAUUUAAUUUUUUUUUUUUUUUAAGUCCUGCCUUAAGGCUCCUUUCACACAGUAGUCACCGAAUGUUCCUUCUUACAAGACCAAACUGAUGGCCGCCAAGUGCUUUUUUUUUUUUUUGACUUCACAUAGUUUGACUUUGUGAUAACCUAUAUAUUUUUAAAUCAUGUUUAGCCUGCUGAGGAUGCUCGUGUCGGCAUCUUAAAGCUUCCUUCUUUUUUUUUUUUUUUUUUUUUAAAGUAACACCAGCUCGUCUCAGAAAUGCAGUCGCCCUUGUAUGCCUGUGUAUUUGUGUAAAUAUUUGCUUUGUACAUAAUUUUGUAUAAAAACCAAAAAAAAACACUGAGAAAUUAUACUAACUUAUUUAUGUCAAACAUUUUUUUUAUUGUAGAUUUUUUUUUUUUGAUUCACGGUUAUCCAAAGUGGCAUUUACUUUAUUAUAUUUGUAUUAUUAUAAUUUUUUUUAAGCAUAUUUGUGGUAGUUUUUUUCCCCAACAAGGUUGCAAACUGAGCCUAAUUAAAUAUUUGAUGUGCAUUUUUUUUUGUAAUGUGUGGUCAUAAAAUGUUGCAAUCAAUUAAAAAAAAAAAAGAAGAACUUGU
Molecule: messenger RNA, 3802 nt
Organism: Dunckerocampus dactyliophorus (ringed pipefish)
Lineage: Eukaryota; Metazoa; Chordata; Actinopteri; Syngnathiformes; Syngnathidae
Gene: cdkn1bb
Product: cyclin-dependent kinase inhibitor 1Bb
Exons: 3
Coding region: 755-1285 (176 amino acids)
Biological process (GO): negative regulation of cell population proliferation; G1/S transition of mitotic cell cycle; regulation of cell cycle
Cellular component (GO): cytoplasm; nucleus
Molecular function (GO): cyclin-dependent protein serine/threonine kinase inhibitor activity; protein-folding chaperone binding
Source: RefSeq, a predicted model, not a curated record